This is a messenger RNA of Pungitius pungitius (ninespine stickleback), 5487 nucleotides long. RefSeq names its product ITPR interacting domain containing 1 (gene itprid1). Lineage: Eukaryota; Metazoa; Chordata; Actinopteri; Perciformes; Gasterosteidae. The record is from RefSeq and is a predicted model, not a curated record. The coding region runs from base 414 to 4013 and encodes 1199 amino acids. Gene Ontology annotation, molecular function: signaling receptor binding. The transcript is spliced from 15 exons.
GUAGAGCCAGGAGUUAUCCGGGUCAGUCCAAUAGCACAGGAGCUCCGGCAAAAAGGACCAAUCUGGUGGCAUCCAAGGUCCACUGGAGCCAAGUAGACGCUCUUGAGUUCAUUAAAGCUCAGGACCAGGAGGCUCUCGGAAGUUGCAGCCAGGACAGCGUCAGGAAAUGGCUCAUCACCACUGUGACUGAAGAGGAUGCAAAGCGGGUGGUGGUGUGUGAAGCUGCAGAGCCUUUGAAGAGAAACUCCGGCAGUGAGGAUGACUUGGCGUUGGGUGUAGAAGCGUCUCUAUAUGGUAACCAGAGGGCGAGGUCAGUGCAGGAGUUUCUACGGUGGAGCAGGUCAAGUUCAACCCUCACCAGGUGGAGCAGCUUCAGCUCAGCAACGUCAGGUCCCUCCAAACCACCCAGUGUGAUGGACAUACUCAACCUGUGGAAGGAUGACCCAGAGGAGGUCCUCUUGGACCUGGGCUUUGGCUGUGACGAACCAGACCUUUCAGGACGCAUACCGGCUCGCUUCAUCAAUCAUCAGUCUCAGGCAAGAGGAAUGAACCUCAAGGUUUUUCUGGAAGCCCAGAAGAACCGGCUGGACCUGGAGAACCCAGAUGUCAGCAAUCGUUUUAGACAGCUGGAGGUUCUCCAGCAAGUAACUACAGCGUUCUCAUCCUUGGUGAGGUCUCCCUUCUCCGCACCCCUGGGAAAAGCUCUGCCUCCUGAGGUCCAGGAGAGGAGGAGGCGCAUGGGCCUCCUAUUCAGAAGAGCAUCAAAGAAGUCACUCAGCCAAAUCCAAAUGCAUAAUCAUAAAACCCCGGACCUAAGCACAGCCGCUGCCGCAUCUUCUUCCAGUGCUGCACCUGAGGCACUGCAACCUCCAUUCAGCCUUGGAGACAAGGACAUCCCCUCAAAAAAACUCCGACCUGGACUUCUGGAGACUGUGUGUCUGAGUCCUCUGGCAGAGGAGACUGGUCAAGACCCUCAGGCCGAGCCUAACGUGGCCCCUGUGAUAGCCCAGGAGGGAGCACUCAGACACUGGGCCCUGACAGGGGGGGGUCACCCCCUGACGCCCCAAACCAUGUUACUUAGAAAGAAGAGCCCAGCGCAGGCCGGGGAAUCAUUUGAAAUUGAAGAGAUCCACAGUUUUGAUGAAAGUUAUGUCACAGGCUACACAGGAGGAGCAGAACAUUUAGUGCAGGGUGUCCUACGGAGCAACAGCUGCCAGUCAGACAGCAGUGGCUUCCUUGAGGAGCCAUUCAUCCCCCUUCUUAUUAAGCAGGCCUCCCCAGGAGCUGACCUCAUCAAGGCUCUGUCCGGCCUUUCCGGGGGCACCGACAGCCAGAGCAGUGAGAGGGCGGAAUCGCCCCCCCCUCCGCCCCCCUGUACUCCUGCCACCUUGUCUGCUGUUAACAAACCUCUCCUCGUCUCACCCAGUCUUUCACCAAAGCCUUCAUUAGUCUUUGACUCUCCCCCAUGUCCAUUGUCCUUGUGUCUCCCAAACUCUGACCAGCACAAUUCAGAGAAGGAAACACAAUCAGAACAGGAUCAGUCUCUCCUCCCUUCACUCUCUACGUCGGUGUGUGAGUACUCUCAAGAGCUCACAAUGCCUUCUCCUUCUGUCCUGACUGAGGAAAAGGAGACUCCGUCCUCCCACUCCUCUGCUCUACUGCACGUUUCUGAAGGCCCAGCAUGCUCUCCCUGUCCAAGUGCUGCUCAUCUGGCCUCAUGUCCUUUUCCUUCUCCAAAUUUGGAUCGUAUGUUUUCUCUGUCGACUGUUACGUCUUGCUCACAGCCGGCCUCCUCUUCCGGGAGUCCAGGCGACCCUCAGUCAGAACAGACGGGAGUGGCUUUGCACAGAAACUCAUCAUCAUCUCAGCUUCACCCAUCUGUCCCCCAUGAUUUUCAUUGUCCCACCACACUAAAAGAGUCCCUCUCGCAGGAUACGGAAAACCAUCAUAAGGACUCUGUGUUGGAAGACUCAGAUGGAAUAAGCCUCUCCGAUCCGUUCACCAGUUCACAGAAGGAUGGGGAAGAAACACCCUCUCUCUCAUUUCAGUUGGAACAGGACAACGUCUUAGCUUCGUCCUCUCUCAUUCUGGUGUCCUCUGAGGAGCGUUGUCCCAAACUGCCCCACCUUCUUCCUAACCCUUCCUUUCCAGUUGGUCCUUGUGCCUUGCAGUCUUAUUUACGUGAUCCAGAGGGUCUGAUCGAUCCAGCUGGUGCUGGAAUUCCAGACCUUUUAGAGCAGUCCAUCUGCCGACAUGACAAUACGAUAGAGCCUGCUCCGGCUCCUCAAGCCCAAGAUAUUAUUCAUGUUAAGAUGAAUCACUUCUUCUUGGACUUUGAAGAGACCAACCAGAGGUUUGGAAAGGGAGCAGCAUGGGAUGAACGACACACUGACACUGUGCAGACUCAAAAGAAUGUUGUUUACAUCUCAGACACAGAGAGUUCUGCAGGCCUGUCAGAAGGUUGUAGAGUAGUCUCUGAGGAAGAAUGUAACAAAACAAAAAUAGAUCCACAGCUCCUGUCAACUGGAACCCAACCGGAACAUUGUCAGGGAGGAGGUAAUGGUUCGGAAAACAAAUCCCUCAGCGGUUCUUUGAUUUUACAUAAUAGCGUGCAAGAGACUAACAGAAGAGCUGAAGUUCAACCAAAAGAUCUAAUCAAGAUCGAGAGCUUAGAGGAGAUAUUCCAAACCUCUGUGGAUAGCUCUGACGGCGACACUGGAGACGUGGAGGCCUUUUUUGAGCAGCUUGAUACUGAAGGGCGAGCAUAUUGGGCAGAACCCAUCCAGGUUUCAAAUCCGAGCCCUGUACUCGAAGAGUCAGUCAGCAUCGAUAGCUCAGGCGGGUCUCAUGGGAAUUCUCAGUGGCCUAGUGGCCCGGCUCUUCCGGACCUAUUGCCGUCCACCAGAAGAGCUGUGCUCUAUACUCCGUCAUCCUCAACAACAAUGUGCACUGACCAGAUAUCAAGAAAUAAAACAGCGUCCUCCUCCGUGGCCCCGGCUCCAUUCUCAUCCCCCUCCUUCAAGACAUCAAGCCGCUCUGUUUCUGUCCAGAUGUCUUCAUCCCCAUCGUCUCAUAUAGUCCAGCGGAAGGAUGUUCCCUAUAUAACAGACUCCAAGCGCACCCUUCAGUCCAGUUUUCUGUCUUUGGACACUUCCACCCCUUUCCGUGCUGUGCAGUCAUGGACUGACCUCCAGAUUCAACGAAGUCCUCUCACCAACAACCUAUCACAGUGGGCCCUUCAUACUUCCCCACAGGAUGAGACGUUAUGCACUAGUGCCAGAGAAACACAUGACUGUUACCCUGAGAAGACUCAACAUCCCCACACUACGUCGCUCUCUGUGGACAAAGGGCUGUGGCUUGAGGAGGAGGAGGUGGACAGGAAUGGAUAUGAAGAAGAGGGCAAGCAUUGGCGGGAGGAUCGCAGGGCCGCCAUGUCAUGUUGCUGCUCCUGUGACCAUCAGUGUAACUGCCCAACUCAGAAGAGAGACAACAUUCCUUUCUCCCUGGAUGAGCUGGAGGAGAUGAUGCUGUGUCUGCAGCACUUCUGCUCUGUUCUCAGCGACAUGGAGGAGCAGCUCUCUGAGGACCAGGCGGCGGUUUACGGCGCCCUCUCUGACCCGGACAGGGAGAUGGUCCAGGACAUCGAAGAGCUGAGGCGGGCGGUGAAGCAGGAGGCUGGAGAGCUGGAGAUGCAGUUGAAUGAACUGGCCGAUCAUUAUGAUGACAACUUGAAAAGGAAGAUGCACAGACUGUUGGAUGAGCAGUCUCUCCUCUGCUCUCAACUCAAAGUCUCUCUACCGGGGGCGGGGCCCACAUCGUCAAGGCCCGCCCCCAAGUGGACAGCUGCCACUCAGAGCUGUCCCCUGGAGGAGCGGCACGGCCCCCCCUGCGCCUGGAGGGGCUGGGACGUGAGCCCCCUGCACCAGUCCCUGGCGGAAUCAAAGGAGGACCAGCUGGACAUGAUGGACAUGAUGGGUGUCCUCCAGAGAGUAAGGACACUAUUUCAGGAGUAGAGAGGGGGGACAUUUGAAGUUAUUCUGUGGGUGGUGUUCAAAUUCAAAUCGGUUCAGUCAGUGAUGUCAUCAAAGAAACAAUACUGAAUUCUCCUCCUCUUCUGCAAACAUCAAAGAUGGGUUGUUUCUUUAAAGCACGUGUUGCUUGGACAGAUUUGUGUUGGGAUCUUAUUAUCUGAGCCUUCACUUCACAACAAACACUCAAACCUCUACGUUACAUCCUGUAAGAGCAAAGGCACCAGAUGGCACCUACUGGAUACCACACACAGGUCUUGUACCUUCUAACUGGCAUGUGACCUGUUUUACAGUUAAAGGAGUCUUUGCAUCAUUCUGUGAACACAGACUAGAAAUAAAAGGUGAGUUUUUAUAUGAAUUAAUGAUCACUGUUUACUAUUCAGUCUCCUGCUAGUUUAAUACAAACAUAAAGGUAAUAACUCUGCCUCCAAACUCAAAGAGUCUAAAAAGAAGAAGGCAUUGCAAAGGGUCCUCCCACCUGAUGCAUGUAUGUGUAACACUGGGCUAAGAGGGGGGGCCUGCACCAUCUCUACUGGGAGGUCAUACGGUUCUUAAAGGCUGGAACAUGCUUCUGCACCUGGGCGUUUCAAUUCAUGGUUCAAAAAGGCUCAAAAACUUCAAUUGGAUUCAUUCUCUCUCGAAAAAUCUUCGUGGCGGAAUUAUGCUAUGAAACCGGAAAUGUGAGACUCCAGAAAGGAUGCAGUUAGCAGACCAAUCACAGCCUUGCGGGCUGCAUGAGCUUGCAAAGCCAAAGCUUUUGAAUUAAGUUUAGAAAAAUGGGUCGACGCACGCAUGAGGCUCUGUGUGUGUGUCCUUGAGUUUCUCUGAAAACGCAGAAGCAUAAACUAGGCUUUAGGUGAUGUUUCCCCGGGUGGCGUUGUUGGUCCUUUUCCUCCCUAAAGAGGAAUUGAAUUGUAUCAUCUCUACAUCAGUUUGAAUGUAACUAUAGUUGAAAUGUGUCAAGAAGCAGCAGGUUGUUUCCAUCAUGUGUGAUUCAUUCAUUACAUGCAUGUAUCAUUCUGUGUUUCAGGCAUCUGAUGAAGAAGAAAAUGACUUCUCUUGUAGCACACAGUUCUGGUAUCAAUGUCCCCUGAGAAAGGGACUAUUCAUCAUUUUUAAACUAACAAGGUUAUUAUGCAUGUGUGUAUUUAAAUUGUCCUCAGCCCAAUCUCCUGGUAAUGAUGUUGGUGUUUUCCAUAUGUAUGUCUAUAAAUGAGGGCUUUAACGAGGAGACAGCUGCUCAUGUGAUACUGAAAGUAAAAGUAACCUCGUGUUUCCACCAGUGUGAUGGACCUGAAACCAAUGUGUGGGUGGGCUGAUGCUUAUUUACAAGGUAGAUCCAUAUAACAGUAAGAUGAGUCCAUGAAGACUACCAUGCCACUAAAAUAAACACUUCUCUAUGGUUAUGACCUCUGGGUGUUUUAUCGUCUAAUACACACACACACACACACACACACAC